Molecule: messenger RNA, 3679 nt
Organism: Zootermopsis nevadensis
Lineage: Eukaryota; Metazoa; Arthropoda; Insecta; Blattodea; Termopsidae
Gene: Stt3A
Product: catalytic subunit 3A of the oligosaccharyltransferase complex
Biological process (GO): post-translational protein modification
Cellular component (GO): membrane
Molecular function (GO): dolichyl-diphosphooligosaccharide-protein glycotransferase activity
Source: RefSeq, a predicted model, not a curated record
AAAGUUCGAUAGUCGAGGGGACUAUCACAGACGAAACUUGUUGAAAGCGGAAAGUAAUUAUUUUUCUGUGAUCAAGUGAGCAACGUUGUACUCUGCCACGCUGGUUUUCGGUGUGUUUGUCGAGGCCGGUUGUGAGAUUUAAUGUAUUUAAUAUAUACCUUCUAGCAGCACAGAAAAUAUGGUGGGAACAUUGAUAAAGUCCCAUAAGUUUCGGAUGUCCCCGGAAAAGCAAGAGACACUCCUGAAACUAAGUAUACUGUCACUUGCUGCCAUUCUUUCAUUUGCAACACGCUUGUUCUCUGUUCUGAGGUUUGAAAGUGUGAUUCAUGAGUUUGAUCCAUACUUUAAUUAUCGCACAACCAAGUUCUUGGCAGAGGAAGGAUUUUAUAAUUUUCAUAACUGGUUUGAUGACAGAGCAUGGUAUCCUCUUGGAAGAAUUAUUGGAGGUACAAUUUACCCUGGACUUAUGGUGACGUCAGCCGUGCUGUACCACUUAGCUUGGCUUGUGAAUGUGACAAUAGACAUCAGAGAUGUGUGUGUGUUCCUGGCUCCUCUAUUCUCAAGUCUCACCACCAUCGUUACGUACCUUCUCACGAAAGAAUUGCGGGACUCUGCAUCAGGUCUGGUUGCUGCGUCAAUGAUCGCAAUCGUACCUGGUUACAUAUCUCGGUCAGUUGCGGGUUCCUAUGACAAUGAAGGAAUUGCUAUAUUCUGCAUGCUGCUAACGUACUACAUGUGGAUCAAGGCUGUAAAGACGGGCACUAUCUUCUGGUCGACUCUGGCUGCUCUUGCGUACUUUUAUAUGGUUUCGUCAUGGGGAGGAUAUGUGUUCCUGAUAAACUUGAUUCCGCUCCACGUGCUGACUCUCAUGGCCACGGGACGAUUCUCACAUCGCAUCUAUGUAGCUUACAGUACACUUUACUGUGUGGGUACUAUUUUGUCGAUGCAGAUCAGUUUUGUAGGAUUCCAGCCUGUCCAGAGCUCUGAGCAUAUGCUGGCACUUGGUGUGUUUGGACUCUGUCAGCUGCACAGUUUCGUGGAUUAUCUUCGUAGUCACAUGUCCAAGAAGGAUUUUGAAGUUCUGUUCAGCGCUGUGUUGAUUGCCACAGCAAGUAUUUCAGCAAUUGUAGGAGGGGCCCUUACCCUGACAGGGAAGAUCUCCCCAUGGACUGGACGUUUCUACUCCCUCUUGGAUCCGAGCUAUGCCAAGAACCACAUUCCGAUCAUCGCGUCUGUUUCCGAGCAUCAGCCCACAUCUUGGUCGUCUUUCUACUUUGACCUCCAGAUUCUAGUGUUCUUGUUUCCAGCCGGACUGUACUUCUGUUUCUCCAAGCUGUCCGACGCAAACAUAUUCCUCAUACUGUACGGUGUCACCAGCAUCUACUUUGCUGGUGUGAUGGUGCGUCUUAUGCUCGUACUCGCUCCUGUCAUGUGCAUCCUCUCUGGCAUAGCUGUGUCGGCCAUGUUGGUGACGUACAUGAAGCAGGUUGAUUCGACAAAGAAUGUGGACAAGAAAACCAGGAAGUUUGAGAGUAAUUUUAUUAUGAAGAGUGAGAUUGCAACAAUGUUUGUUGGAGUGAUGUGUUUCAUGCUGCUGUCCUAUACGUUUCAUUGUACGUGGGUUACGUCAGAAGCUUACAGCAGCCCUAGCAUCGUGCUGUCGGCACGAUCUCAAGAUGGUUCUCGCAUCAUCUUUGAUGACUUCAGAGAGGCAUAUUACUGGCUGCGGAUGAAUACACCAGAGGAUUCUAAGGUUAUGUCUUGGUGGGAUUAUGGUUACCAGAUAACGGCGAUGGCGAAUCGAACGAUCCUCGUUGACAACAACACCUGGAACAACACGCACAUAUCGAGGGUUGGCCAGGCCAUGGCAUCGACUGAGGAUCGUGCGUAUGAAAUCAUGAGGGAAUUGGAUGUUGAUUACGUUCUUGUUAUCUUUGGCGGACUUACUGGUUACUCCUCUGACGAUAUCAAUAAGUUCCUGUGGAUGGUUCGCAUCGGUGGAAGCACAGAACGAGGAAGCCAUAUCAAGGAGUAUGAUUAUUAUUCUUCCUCCGCGGAGUUCCGCGUGGACAAGGAGGGUUCGCCAGCACUCCUCAAUUGCCUUAUGUAUAAGAUGUGCUAUUAUCGUUUUGGGCAGGUCUAUACCGAAGGAGGAAAACCUCCAGGUUUUGACCGAGUUCGGAAUGCUGAGAUCGGCAAUAAGGAUUUUGAACUAGACGUCUUAGAAGAGGCUUUCACCUCAGAACAUUGGCUGGUUCGCAUAUACAAGGUAAAAGAUUUGCGAAACAGAGGGGUGUGAUUGAAGUUUCUGCCAGCAGCGACACAGUUGAUGAACUCGAUAUUCAGGUGGGCUUAAUACAUUGCAGGUACGUACUGUGCAUUUUGCUGUUCUCAAGUUUGCAGGAUGUGUUUUUCGGUGACAUUCAGAAUGACUGGUAACAUCGCCACAGAAGCGCGGUUGACGAAAAUGAAGAAGUGCGCAAGAGUUGUGGGACAUGGCUGUUAAGUAUUGUAAUAUAGUAUGCAUGUGCCAAUAUUAAAAUAUUAAAUAGCAUAGCAUACAAGUGAAUUUUAAUGCAUUUUUUUUUAAGAAAAAAGAUUGUAAUUUUACAAAAUAUUGUGUUUGGUGGGGCUUGGUGAGUGUUGGGUAAGGCAAGACUGUCAUUCACGGAGCCCCGAAUUCAGUCUCGUAUCAUUUUGACAAUCUAUAAGAGGCACCGAGGUAUUCUGUAGUGUCGUAAAACUAUUUUUCCUUUAAAGAGAAAGGCGCAUAACCUCCUUCAAGUUCACUGCAACGCUACAUCACUUGUUACCACUGAACAUGUAUCCACUCUCAGGUUAUUCAGAAUAUGUUUAUAUCGCGUACAAGUGUGGAAUAAUUUCCGAUGUAAAGCCGUCUUAAAUAUGGUUUUCCUCUAUUCUAAGCUGCUUCAAGAUGCAGCUUCGGCGUGUUGUGUCAUAAAAGAUGCUUAGUGCCGUUCUGAUAAAUAGCUACGUCAUUUCUUUGUGGGUAAAUUUUUGAGCCAAUUAAGGUUAAUGUGCAAGCGCCAUAAUUAAUAUAAUGGAACAAGGUGAAAUUGUGUUAUGAAAAAAAUCAAAACUUUGUCCAAAUGAGUGUUUUUUAUACUGUGUGUACAGUAAUUGAAAUAAUGACAUUAAUUCAUGACACUUGUGCAGUAUGAUGAAAAACAAUUGCAGUUCAUAAAAGUGUGUUUUAAAGAGAAAAUGAGUGUAAUUAUAGGAAGACGUAUUUCACAUGACAUUAGAAUGUACCUAAUUGCAUGCAGGCAUUUUGUUGUUUCCUUGCGCAUUUAUAAUUAGUCCAUUUACAUUUUGUUUAUAUUCGUGCUUCAGAUUAUUUUUGCACGCUGUAAAAUCCUUUUGUGUAAGGAACGUUUCUUUGGGGCCGAGUCUUGAUGCGUUUGGAGUUUGCCAGGUUCUGGAAAGUCUUCUUAGUUCACAUAUAAAAGAUAUUGGACUUUUGCUAGUUGUGCAAGGGUAUAUCAUAUUAUAUCAAACAUAUUGUCAUUUGUAUGGGAAAGGGGACUGCUUAUGUUUUUGUUCAUUUUUUGCUAGUUUUCAUAUAAAGGAAUCAACUGUUUUGUUUAUUAUUGGUGUGUAUGAAACUGUGAGUAUGUCACAAGGUUUGAUUGUCAUAUAAAAAAGUACGUAUUUGCAC